Molecule: messenger RNA, 752 nt
Organism: Drosophila miranda
Lineage: Eukaryota; Metazoa; Arthropoda; Insecta; Diptera; Drosophilidae
Product: probable methylcrotonoyl-CoA carboxylase beta chain, mitochondrial
Exons: 2
Coding region: 167-568 (133 amino acids)
Biological process (GO): L-leucine catabolic process
Cellular component (GO): methylcrotonoyl-CoA carboxylase complex; mitochondrion
Molecular function (GO): methylcrotonoyl-CoA carboxylase activity
Source: RefSeq, a predicted model, not a curated record
UCACAGGAACAGUGAAGUGUUCGGAUAGUGCCCUCAAGGGCGCCAAUUUCAUUCAGCUCAAGAUUCCUUUGGUCUUCCUGCAGAACAUAACAGUUUUCAUGGUUGGGCGCGAUUCCGAGGCUAAUGGAAUUGCCAAAAAUGGAGCUAAGAUGGUUACAGCUGUUGCAUGUGCAAACGUCCCCAAGUUUACAGUGAUAAUUGGUGGGUCGUACGGUGCUGGAAACUACGGGAUGUGCGGACGGGCCUAUUCGCCGAGAUUCCUGUACAUGUGGCAAAUUCGCGCAUCUCUGUGAUGGGAGGCACUCAGGCAGCCAAUGUAUUGGCCCAAAUCACUCAAGAUCAGCGGAAGCGAGCCGGCAAAGAGUUCACCGAGGAGGAGGCCCAGAAACUAAAGGCUCCCAUUGUGGAAAUGUUCGAGGCAGAGGGCUCACCGUACUACAGUACCGCUCGCUUGUGGGACGACGGCAUCAUAGACCCGGCCAGUACACGGCAAGUGCUGGGCCUGAGCCUAAAGGCAGCCCUCAACAAUGCUGGACACGACACGAAGUUUGGCGUUUUCCGCAUGUAAAUUUGAUUUGCAUGCGGGUGUAAUUAACACUGGGAUAUGUGCAUUUAUAGACAUUUAAUGUCCUGCCACUAUAUUGAAACUGUUGCAUUUAUUAGUGUUAAGUGAAUUGUUGUUGUUUCUGUAAAGGUCCAUGGACUAUCUAUUUUUGAAAUGAAUUUUAGCUAAAAUAAAUAUUUUUAAAUUA